Molecule: messenger RNA, 5159 nt
Organism: Mus pahari (shrew mouse)
Lineage: Eukaryota; Metazoa; Chordata; Mammalia; Rodentia; Muridae
Gene: Sema4c
Product: semaphorin 4C
Exons: 15
Coding region: 1751-4255 (834 amino acids)
Biological process (GO): muscle cell differentiation; axon guidance; neural crest cell migration
Molecular function (GO): chemorepellent activity; semaphorin receptor binding
Source: RefSeq, a predicted model, not a curated record
AGAACCGGCGCCCGGCGCGGUGGAGCGCCGAACCCGAGCUCAGGGGCGCCGAGAGCCGUGCUGGGACCGAGGGGCGGUGGCGCGGGACAGCCUUAGCGUGCUGGUGGGCGGGCGCAGUCUGGAGCGGCGCAGGGGCAGGGGAGGACGGUGGCCGGAGCCAAACGCGAGGGCAGCGCCCAGGGACUGGAGCUGCACGAAAGAGGUGAGUGAGGCCGGAGCGGUGGGGCCCCCGGGCCGCUGCUUUGUCCCCUCGCUUGGGUAAGGGCUGGCGCGCUCUAGGGGACAGCGUCUAGGGGUGCAGGGCGGGGCGGCAGCAAAGACAGCUGUCCGAUCCGGGUCCCUCUUGAGUCCGCCGCGGGCUGCCCAGCGGACGAUCGGCAUCAAGGCAAGCAGUGCCUGCAGCUCCACUGGCCGGAGCGGCGGGAGCCUGAGGGUACGGACAGAGCUAGGGGCAGUGGGGGACCCUUGGGCUGUCCAGCGCGCGGUCCGAAUCUUUGCCAGGCUCGGGAACUGCUCCGGUUCCCCCCCCACCUCGACGGAAAGUUAGGGGCGGGCUUGGACCGUAGCCGAUGUUGUGGGAUCGGAUUUCCCUAGCGCGGCCCCCCGCCCUCCUGUUCUGCUCCGGAGGCGGGCUGGCACUGAGAACCAUCCCCCUAGCCAAAGCUCCGCCGCCCGGUCCCGCUCCGGAGCGCCGCGAUCCACGACCGGGUGUACAAGUGUGGGGUGCAAAUCCUGGUCCUGCACCCCUCCAAUCCCCUUGGCUGUCCGUGUCCCUUGCCUCGGGAAGAGCUGGGGGUUGGGUCACCGCUCCUCCUGCAGAUUCUCGGAGCGUGCCACCGGGUUUUGACCCCAGCGUAGGGUAAUUGGCAGAGAGGAAACUGAGGGUGUGUCAGGGGGGACUGCCCCGGGGAAGGCAGCCCCAGCCCCCCGCCCUUCCCGCGCUGAGGUUCUUGGCCGACAGGGGGCGUCCGCAAGCCCGGCUUUGCCACGCUCCCAGCGCUGCCGCUUUGUUUGCAUUCAAAUCCCCGGAGCUGGGGGAGGGGAGAGCCCACAGUAGGGAGACCGGGACCGGGUCUUGGCUAGGAACCUUUGUUUUGGGGUGCAAUCUUAAGAUUCUGCAUCUCUGUUCCCGGCCCCUAGCGUCUGGAUUAGUGGAAAUCCGUUCCGUUGGCCUAGUGCACAGUCCCCGGAGUGCAAUCCCGGAGUUAAGAACGUUCAUCAGAGCCGGGGAGGAGGGGACGCAGCCCUUGACGACCAUUCGUGGGCAUCCCCUGUUGUCCAGGAGAACCCGGCUUCUGCCUCCCCAACCCAUUUCACUUCCCUCCACGAUCCCGCUCCCGCCGCGGCGAGGAGAUUCCCAGAAGCCCGGAGCUGACUCGUGGCCCGGUCGCCUCUCUGCGGGAGGGUCAGUGUCGUAGAAGGCUGUUGGAGAAACAGGACUGGCCCUGGUCAUUUCCACGCCCAUCCCACCCACUUCCUGCCUCCCUCUUGGGCAACAAAGGGGCCUCGGGAAGCUGGGCCCAUUUGGUUCCCGGCCCCACUCCUACUCCAGCCCUGCUGAUGUGGAACCGGGUUUGGGCUCUGCCCGGCUAUUGUCUGCGCUGGGGGAGGGGACAGGCUGGGGCCGGGAACUCUACACGCUGCCUGCUUCACCAAGUCCCCCACUGAAGCUCUUUGCCCAACCGGCUGCCUGCGGCUGCUGAAUAAGGGCAGGGCUGCUGGACUGAAGUUUAGACCCUGGGUGUCUGCCAUGGCCCCACACUGGGCUGUCUGGCUGCUGGCAGCAGGGCUGUGGGGCCUGGGCAUCAGGGCUGAGAUGUGGUGGAACCUUGUGCCCCGGAAGACAGUAUCUUCUGGGGAGCUGGUCACAGUAGUGAGACGGUUCUCCCAGACAGGCAUCCAGGACUUCCUGACCCUGACCCUGACAGAACAUUCUGGCCUUUUAUAUGUGGGGGCCCGAGAGGCGCUGUUUGCCUUCAGUGUAGAGGCUCUGGAGCUGCAAGGAGUGAUCUCUUGGGAGGCGCCAGCAGAGAAGAAAAUUGAAUGUACCCAGAAAGGGAAGAGCAACCAGACCGAAUGCUUCAACUUCAUCCGCUUCCUUCAGCCAUACAAUGCCUCCCAUCUGUACGUCUGUGGCACCUAUGCCUUCCAGCCCAAGUGCACCUACAUCAAUAUGCUCACGUUCACCUUGGAUCGUGCAGAAUUUGAGGAUGGGAAGGGUAAAUGCCCAUAUGACCCAGCUAAGGGCCACACCGGACUCCUUGUGGACGGUGAGCUGUACUCGGCCACACUCAAUAACUUCCUGGGCACAGAGCCGGUUAUCCUUCGAUACAUGGGGACCCACCACUCCAUCAAGACAGAGUACCUGGCUUUUUGGCUGAAUGAACCCCACUUUGUAGGCUCUGCCUUUGUCCCUGAGAGUGUGGGGAGCUUCACGGGAGACGAUGACAAGAUCUACUUCUUCUUCAGUGAGCGGGCAGUGGAGUAUGACUGCUAUUCCGAGCAGGUGGUGGCUCGUGUGGCGAGAGUCUGUAAGGGCGACAUGGGGGGAGCACGGACCCUGCAGAAGAAGUGGACGACGUUCCUGAAGGCUCGGUUGGUGUGCUCAGCCCCCGACUGGAAGGUCUACUUCAACCAGCUGCGGGCGGUGCAUACCCUGCGGGGUGCCUCUUGGCACAAUACCACCUUCUUUGGGGUUUUUCAAGCACGAUGGGGCGAUAUGGACCUGUCUGCAGUUUGUGAGUACCAGUUGGAACAGAUCCAGCAGGUGUUUGAGGGUCCCUACAAGGAGUACAGUGAGCAAGCCCAGAAGUGGGCACGCUAUACCGACCCAGUACCCAGCCCUCGGCCCGGUUCGUGUAUCAACAACUGGCACCGAGACAAUGGCUAUACCAGUUCUCUGGAGCUGCCUGACAACACCCUCAACUUCAUCAAGAAGCACCCACUGAUGGAGGACCAGGUGAAGCCUCGGUUGGGCCGCCCCCUACUUGUGAAGAAGAACACUAACUUCACACACGUGGUGGCCGACAGGGUCCCAGGGCUUGAUGGUGCCACCUAUACAGUAUUGUUCAUUGGUACAGGAGAUGGAUGGCUACUAAAGGCUGUGAGCCUGGGGCCCUGGAUCCACAUGGUGGAGGAGCUGCAGGUGUUUGACCAGGAGCCAGUGGAAAGUCUGGUGCUGUCGCAGAGCAAGAAGGUGCUCUUCGCCGGCUCCCGCUCUCAGCUGGUUCAGCUGUCUCUGGCAGACUGCACAAAGUACCGCUUCUGUGUAGACUGUGUCCUGGCCAGGGACCCUUACUGUGCCUGGAAUGUCAACACCAGCCGCUGUGUGGCCACCACCAGUGGUCACUCAGGGUCCCUUCUGGUCCAACAUGUGGCGAGCUUGGACACUUCAAAGAUGUGUAACCAGUAUGGCAUUAAAAAAGUCAGGCCUGUUCCCAAGAACAUCACCGUUGUGUCAGGCACAGACCUGGUCCUACCCUGCCACCUCUCGUCCAAUUUGGCCCAUGCCCACUGGACCUUCAGAGGCCGGGACCUGCCUGCAGAACAACCUGGCUCCUUCCUUUAUGAUGUGGGACUCCAGGCGCUGGUGGUGAUGGCCGCCCAGUCCCGCCACUCUGGACCCUAUCAUUGCUAUUCAGAGGAGCAGGGGACAAGACUGGCUGCAGAAAGCUACCUUGUUGCUGUGGUGGCUGGCUCAUCGGUGACGCUGGAGGCGCGGGCUCCCUUGGAAAACCUCGGGCUCGUGUGGCUCGCUGUGGUGGCCCUGGGGGCUGUGUGCCUGGUGCUGCUGCUGCUGGUCCUAUCGCUCCGCCGGCGACUUCGAGAAGAGCUAGAAAAGGGUGCCAAGGCGUCGGAGAGGACGCUGGUGUACCCCCUGGAACUGCCCAAGGAGCCUGCCAGUCCCCCCUUCCGUCCUGGCCCCGAAACCGAUGAGAAACUUUGGGAUCCUGUUGGGUACUACUAUUCGGAUGGCUCUCUCAAGAUUGUGCCUGGUCACGCCCGGUGUCAGCCUGGGGGUGGGCCCCCUUCCCCACCUCCUGGCAUACCUGGCCAGCCUCUGCCUUCUCCAACUCGGCUCCACCUAGGAGGUGGUCGGAACUCAAAUGCCAACGGUUAUGUGCGCUUACAGUUGGGCGGAGAGGACCGAGGAGGAUCUGGGCACCCGCUGCCUGAGCUCGCGGAUGAAUUACGACGGAAACUACAACAGCGCCAGCCGCUGCCUGACUCCAACCCGGAGGAGUCUUCAGUAUGAGGGAACCCCCCCACCUCAUUGGCGGGGGGGGUCUCAUGGGAGGUGCACUCUUUAACUUUUGCACAGGCACCAGCUACCUCAGGGACAUGGCAGGGGCACUUGCUCUGCCUGGGACAGACACUGCCCAGCAUUUGCCCGGCCAUGAGGACCUGCUCAGCAUGGGCACUGCCACUUGGUGUGGCUCACCAGGACUUCAGCCUCACAGGAGACACACCCUCUCUGUGAAACUGAGACAUGUGGGACCCCAGCAGCCAAAACUUUGCAAGGAAGAGGUUUCAAGAUGUGGGCGUGUUUGUGCAUAUAUGUGUUGGUAUGCGUGUGGAAGUGUGUGUGUGUGUGUGUGGAAGUGUGUGUGUGUGUGGUAACUUUCCUGUCUCUCUCAUGUCUUCCCUUGGCCUGGGGUCCUCCUGGUUGAGUCUUUGGAGCUAUGAAGGGGAAGGGGGUCAUAGCACUUUGCUUCUCCUACCCCCAGCUGUCCCGAGCUUCGGGGCAGUGAUGUACAUACGGGGAAGGGAAGGACAGGGUGUUGUACCCCUUUUGGGGGAGUGUGGGACUCGGGGGGGUGGGCCUAGCCCUACUCCUAGGGCUGUGAAUGUUUUCAGGGCAGGGUUGGGGGUGGAGAUGGAACCUCCUGCUUCAGGGGGAGGGGUGGGCAGGGCCUCCCACUUGCCCUUGGUGGUAUUUUAUAUUUGCGCUCUUCUGACAGGGCUGGGAAGGGUUGUUGGGGGGAGGGAAGGGAGGAGGUGGGCAUGCUGUGGAUACUGGCCUAUCCUCUCCUGGCUCUGGGAAAAGGGCUAACAGUGUAACUUAUUGUGUCCCCACAUAUUUAUUUGUUGUAAAUAUUUGAGUAUUUUUAUAUUGACAAAUAAAAUGGAGAAAAUGAAAUUUAACCCCGCCACACAGA